GGGGGGGAGCCGGGCGCGGAGCAGCCGCCGAGCGCAGCCAUGAGCCGCCGUGUGGUGCGCCAGAGCAAGUUCCGGCACGUGUUCGGACAGCCAGUGAAGGCAGACCAGAUGUACGAGGACAUCCGUGUGUCCAAGGUGACAUGUGACAGCUCCUUCUGCGCCGUCAACCCCAAGUUUGUGGCCAUCAUUGUGGAGUCUGGUGGUGGCGGGGCCUUCAUUGUCCUGCCCCUUGCCAAGACAGGACGGGUGGACAAGAACCACCCGCUGGUCACGGGACACACGGCGCCCGUGCUGGACAUCGACUGGUGUCCCCACAACGACAACGUCAUCGCCAGCGCCUCGGAGGACACCACUGUCAUGGUGUGGCAGAUCCCCGACUAUGUCCCCGUGCGCAACAUCACGGAGCCCGUGGUGACACUGGAGGGACACUCCAAGCGGGUGAGCAUCAUCUCCUGGCACCCCACGGCCCGCAACGUCCUGCUCAGCGCAGGCUGUGACAACCUGGUGAUCCUCUGGAAUGUGGGGACCGGGGAGAUGCUGCUGGCUCUGGAUGACAUGCACACCGACCUCAUCUACAACGUGGGCUGGAACCGCAAUGGCAGCCUGCUGGUCACCACCUGCAAGGACAAGAAGGUCCGUGUCAUCGACCCCCGCAAGCAGCAGGUCAUAGCGGAGAAAACCAAACCGCACGACGGCACCCGCCCCAUCCGCGCCAUCUUCGUGGCCGAUGGCAAGAUCUUCACCACGGGCUUCAGCAGGAUGAGCGAGCGGCAGCUGGGGCUCUGGGACCUGGAGAGGUUUGCCCCCCACGAAGGGCUGAGGCCCGUGCGGGCCAUCUUCACACGGGAAGGACACAUCUUUACCACGGGCUUUACCAGAAUGAGCCAGCGGGAGCUGGGCUUGUGGGACCCGAAUAACUUUGAGGAGCCCAUUGCCCUGCAAGAGAUGGACACGAGCAAUGGGGUCCUGCUGCCCUUCUACGAUGCCGAUUCCAGCAUUGUCUACCUCUGUGGGAAGGGUGACAGCAGUAUCCGGUACUUUGAGAUCACGGACGAGGCGCCCUACGUGCACUACCUGAACACCUACAGCAGCAAGGAGCCCCAGCGGGGCAUGGGCUUCAUGCCCAAGCGUGGGCUGGAUGUCAGCAAGUGUGAGAUCGCCAGGUUCUUCAAGCUGCACGAGCGCAAGUGCGAGCCCAUUGUCAUGACGGUGCCACGCAAGUCAGACCUCUUCCAGGAUGACCUUUACCCCGACACGCCAGGCCCCGAGCCAGCCCUGGAGGCUGACGAGUGGCUGUCGGGGAAGGACGCAGAGCCCAUCCUCAUCUCGCUGCGGGAUGGGUACGUCCCCAUCAAGAACCGCGAGCUGAAGGUGGUCAAGAAGAACAUCCUGGACAGCAAACCCCCGCCAGGCCCCCGACGCAGCCACUCCACCUGCGACUCCGACUUCUCUCAGCCAGCCUUGGAGGAGGUGCUGGAGGAGAUCCGUGCCCUGAAGGAGACGGUGCAAGCGCAGGAGAAGCGCAUCUGCGACCUGGAGAACAAACUCUGCCAGUUCACUAACGGCACGGACUAGCGCGGUGGCCACAGCCACGACCACGGGCAGGGCCAGGACUGCCCCGGCCUCCCGGGGAUUAAAGCCGAGUCCCCAGUUUGGGCAGGAGCCUGGAGCCGUGUUCUUUCCCCAGGAGCCGAGGGGGCAGGGAGUCACCGGCAUCAGUUGCAUCCUGCUCCUGCUUCAGUGCCCGCAGGCUGGGGCUGCCGAGCAUCCCUCCUCGCACGCUGGGCACCAGCAGCCUCCCAGCACACGGAGCUGCCGGCCCCCCCGGCCAGGAUGUGCUUGUGUACGGUGCUACAUCCCCACCCCAUCACCCCUCACUGCCCCUGCCCCAUCGGCCCCUCGGCGGGUGCUCCCGACCGGCUCUUUGCUCCUGGACCCCUUUAAUAAAGGGCUCAGCCACCCUUGGCUGCGUGGCAGGUACCAGGGAGGAGGGCUCACCGUGGCA
This is a messenger RNA of Ficedula albicollis (Collared flycatcher), 2005 nucleotides long. It is a transcript of the gene CORO6, whose product is annotated as coronin 6. Gene Ontology annotation, biological process: cell migration; actin filament organization. NCBI's taxonomy places the organism in Eukaryota, Metazoa, Chordata, Aves, Passeriformes, Muscicapidae. The record is from RefSeq and is a predicted model, not a curated record. Bases 40 to 1575 code for a protein of 511 amino acids. The transcript is spliced from 12 exons. Gene Ontology annotation, molecular function: actin filament binding.